AUGAUUCAUAAAUAUAGUUCACAUGUGCGGUUAUGUGGAGAAGACGGUAUGGAAGGAUCGCAUAACUUCUUUAUUCGAUUGCUGACCAAGGAUGGUUGGUUGGAUGACUCGAACAUAGACAUGGCCUUGCUUUUGCUACGAGAUUGGCACAAGAGCUCUGGCAACUGGGUGGGUUCUGACUGGACGAUACUGGACACCACUUUUCAAAAAUGUGCUGCCUUGGAUUACAAGCAAAUGAAGGCGUAUGUGGGAAAGGAGGACAGGCAGCACAACAAGGGUCUACUGGAAAUGGUCAAGGGAAAAAGGGCCUAA
Molecule: messenger RNA, 312 nt
Organism: Prunus armeniaca (apricot)
Lineage: Eukaryota; Viridiplantae; Streptophyta; Magnoliopsida; Rosales; Rosaceae
Source: the annotation of a GenBank genome assembly